UUCCAUCCAAAAAUCAAUCAUCAAUUUUAGUGGGCCCCUUUUUUUCAGCUCAAGAAAAAAGGGUAAGAGAGAUAAUGUCCUUGGUGUCUUCAAAGCUUAGAACAAAAUCUCUAAUAAGUUAAAAAAAAAAAGAAAGGAAAAGAAAAAAGAAGAAUAAAAGUAAAAAAAGAGAGGCUUUUAGUGAUUUGAGCAUGAAUGCAGAUCUUGUUUGAAUUCUUGAAUGCUGCUGCUGAGAUUAGUAAUGGGCUCUUUUAAGCUACUUUGUACAUAUGGGAUUUUAGUUUUGGAAAUGAUAGCUCAGUCAAAAGUGGUGAUGAGUGGCACUCAUUUGCAGCAAUGUGAAUUCCAGGCAGUAUACAACUUUGGAGAUUCAAAUUCAGAUACCGGUGGAAUAUCAGCAGCAUUAUCAGAGGUCACUUCACCUAAUGGUGAAACGUUCUUUGGACAUCCUGCAGGAAGAUUUUGUGAUGGUCGUCUCAUCAUAGAUUUUUUAGAUAAGGGAAUCCAAGAAAAGAAAAUGAUAUCUUCCAAAUACCAACUUAUCUUUUCUGCUGAGAGAGUGAAGUUACCAUAUCUUAGUCCGUACCUGGAUUCCGUAGGGACUGAUUUCAGGCAUGGAGCCAACUUUGCAACUGGAGGUUCAUCAAUUCGUCCCGGUGGUUAUAGUCCAUUUCAUUUAGGUAUACAAAUUUCCCAAUUCAUACAGUUCAAAGCUCGCGUUACAGCUCUGUAUAAUACGCGCAGCUCCAGUGAACCAGGAAACACCCCACCAUUCAAAAGCAAUCUUCCUAGGCCUGCAGAUUUCCCAAGGGCAUUAUACACAUUUGACAUUGGACAGAACGAUCUGGCCUACGGAUUUCAACACACCACAGAAGAACAAGUUAUAAUCUCCAUUCCUGAUAUCCUGAGCCAGUUUUCUCAAGCGGUGCAUAGAUUAUAUGAGGAAGGGGCAAGAAUUUUUUGGGUGCAUAAUACAAGUCCAAUCGGUUGCUUGCCUUACAGUGCUAUAUAUAAUUCAAAGCCUGGUAACCGUGAUCAAAAUGGAUGUGUAAAGUCUCAGAAUGAGGUUGCUCAAGAGUUCAAUAAGCAGCUGAAGAAUACGGUAUUGGAGCUGACCUCCCGGCUUCUUCAUUCAGCAUUCACAUAUGUUGAUGUGUACUCGGCUAAAUAUCAACUAAUCAGUACUGCAAAGAGUCAAGGGUUUCUGGAUCCAAUGAAGUUCUGUUGUGGAAGUUACUACGGGUAUCAUAUUGAUUGUGGAAAGAAAGCCAUAGUAAAUGGAACAAUUUAUGGGAAUCCUUGCAAGAUUCCUUCAAAGCAUAUAAGCUGGGAUGGCAUACACUAUUCUCAAGCAGCUAAUCAAUGGGUAGCAGAUAAAAUCCUCAAUGGCUCUCAUUCUUAUCCGUCUUUCUCAGUUGAGGAGGCUUGUCGGCAUUUUCGGAAUUCUAGUAUGACUUGAGUCAAUCAAUGCCAUGCAACUAGUUAUACAUGAUUACAACUGAAGACCAAUUUAUUCAAUCAGUUAAACCAGUGAGCAUUGGUUAUCUGAAACUAAGGACUUGAGUUGGACAAUCAUCUCUGUAAUAUGUACUCUAUAAAACAGAAGGUCAUUCUGAUAAAUACCUUGGUACGCCAGAGUUUGAUCAUACAAAUAGUGCUCACUGAACUCAACAUUGGACUUAUCAUUUCUCUUUUUAAUUCAAUCACCAUAUUGUGUAGUUA
Molecule: messenger RNA, 1722 nt
Organism: Ricinus communis (castor bean)
Lineage: Eukaryota; Viridiplantae; Streptophyta; Magnoliopsida; Malpighiales; Euphorbiaceae
Product: GDSL esterase/lipase At3g27950
Exons: 6
Coding region: 221-1459 (412 amino acids)
Molecular function (GO): hydrolase activity, acting on ester bonds
Source: RefSeq, a predicted model, not a curated record